This is a messenger RNA of Ustilaginoidea virens, 1491 nucleotides long. RefSeq lists its product as uncharacterized. Lineage: Eukaryota; Fungi; Ascomycota; Sordariomycetes; Hypocreales; Clavicipitaceae. The record is from RefSeq and is a predicted model, not a curated record. Bases 1 to 1491 code for a protein of 496 amino acids. Gene Ontology annotation, biological process: proteolysis. The transcript has a single exon. Gene Ontology annotation, molecular function: serine-type carboxypeptidase activity.
AUGCGAUCGACUUUUACGCUGCUCAUGGUGUCUGCCAUUGUAUGCCUAGGGUCAGUUGGCAAUGCAAAACAGGCUGCCCAUUCGACCAGCAAGUUUCCAUAUUUGAGUCGCAAGUCGGAAAAGUUUUUUGUGGAUGGCAGCGCGAUCCCAGAAGUCAAAUUCAACGUUGGCGAGUCGUAUGCAGGCCUUUUGCCAAUACCUUGUUCAGCCAACUCCAGCCUGUUCUUCUGGUUCUUCCCGUCAAAGAACCCCAGCGCUACUGAUGAGAUCACUAUAUGGCUCAACGGUGGGCCGGGGGACAGCUCCAUGAAGGGCCUGUUGCAAGGCAAUGGUCCGUUCCUCUGGAAGGAAGGAGCUCUCGCGCCCGUCCGGAAUCCCUAUUCUUGGAACAAGUUGACCAACAUGGUCUACAUUGACCAGCCCGUGGGAACUGGAUUCUCACCAAGCGUGGGUUCUGUUAAAGAUGUAACCGACAUCGCAGAGCAAAUAACCUGCUGGUUCAAAAACUUUGUGCAGACUUUUGGUCUUCAAGGACGCAAGGUCUAUAUUACCGGAGAGAGCUAUGCCGGCCACAUGAUCCCGUACAUUGCUUCGCGGAUGCUAGACACGAACGAUAGGACUCACUUCAACGUCAAGGGAAUCAACAUUAUUAAUUCGGUGAUAAAUGACUAUUCUAUCCUUCAGCAGGCGCCAGCGGUUGCCGCUCUCAACUACCAUCGGAAAGAAUUUCGUCUCAAUGAAUCAUUCAUCGCCAGUUCGAACGCGAGGGCUGAGAAAUGCGGUUACACCAAAUUUUUGUCUAAAGCAUUAACGUAUCCGCCGCCAAAGCAGUUCCCAGCAGUUCCGGAUCCUGAACAGAAUGACUGCCGAAUUUGGAGCGACAUCUUGACAGCUUCCUUUGCAGUCAAUCCGUGCUUCACCCCCUAUAAUUUAAAGCAUCGCUGCCCCACGCUCUCAAACGUCAUGGACGACGGCCCAGGCAGCUACUUCAAUCGAUCAGAUGUACAAAAGCUGCUCAACGUGCCACCGACAAACUACAAAGUCGGUGGCGGGUUUAUGUGGAGUGGUUUUCCGGGCAAAGACGCCUUGGGCCCUCGUCCGAGUGCCCAGGGUCCAUUACCGAGCGUCAUCGAGCGUACCAACAAUACUCUCAUUUCAAAUGGUUUACUGGACUACCUGCUGCUUGCUAACGGCUCCUUGGCGACCAUACAAAACAUGACUUGGAACGGCCAAAAGGGGUUUCAAACACGUCCUGUUGAACCACUGCUUGUUCCGAGCCAAGAGUGGCAAUCAAACCCGUGGAAGAAGCGAGAAUCGACUGAGAAGGCCAUCCAUGGCGGUAUGAGCGUCAAAGGGACAGCUCUCACAGAAAGGGGACUAACGUUUAUAACGGUGUUUGAAGCCGGUCAUGAAAUGUCUAGAGAUGCGCCAGCCGCUUCAUAUCACCAGCUACAGUUUCUUCUCGGCCGCAUCCAUAGUUUAAGUAAAUAA